Messenger RNA from Juglans microcarpa x Juglans regia, 1226 nucleotides. RefSeq names its product chlorophyllase-2-like. Gene Ontology annotation, molecular function: chlorophyllase activity. NCBI's taxonomy places the organism in Eukaryota, Viridiplantae, Streptophyta, Magnoliopsida, Fagales, Juglandaceae. Bases 66 to 1061 code for a protein of 331 amino acids. The transcript has 2 exons. The record is from RefSeq and is a predicted model, not a curated record. Gene Ontology annotation, biological process: chlorophyll catabolic process.
UUCCAAAAUACAUCAAACGGAUGCAGCUAGUAGCUACAAAUAUAUAAUUAAGACCAGCUUCAUAUAUGGCUGCUUCUACUUCUGCAGAUGCUGCUGUUUCUGCUGCUAGUAGCACAGCUACUACUAAUACUACCACCACAGCAAAUGUUUUUGAUUUUGGCAAGUACCAUACGGAGCAACCUAAGAAUGUGGAACCAUAUUGUUGCCUCAAGAAGUCUACACUUGCUAAUCCACCCCCAAAGCCGCUUUUGGUUGCCAUGCCAAGUGAAGCUGGAGAAUACCCACUGCUGCUACUCCUUCAUGGUUACCUUCUCCGCAACUCAUUUUAUUCUCAGCUCAUCCGACAUAUCGCCUCCCAUGGAUUCAUUGUUGUUGCCCCUCAGCUAUACUGCCUGACUGGAUUAGAUGCAUCUGUUGACAUAAAGUCCACAGCAGAAACAAUAAAAUGGUUAUCCGGGGGCGGACUCCAAGACGUGCUUCCAGCAAAUGUCCAACCAGAUUUAAAAAAGCUAGGACUUGCUGGCCAUAGCCGUGGAGGCAAGGCAGCUUUUGCACUUGCGCUUGGAAAAGUAGAAACUUCUGCUCUGAAGCUCUCUGCCUUAAUAGGCAUUGACCCGGUUGAUGGGAAAAGAGAAGGGAUGCAAAUCAAUCCACCAGUACUCACCUAUAGUCCUCAUUCAUUUGAGCUUGGUCAUAUGCCUGUAAUGGUUAUUGGAACGGGCUUGGGUGAAGUACAAAGCGGUAUAUUUUGUGCAUGUGCUCCCAAGGGUGUUAACCAUGAGGAGUUCUACAAGGAAUGCCAAGCGCCGGCUUGUCAUUUUGUGGCCAAGGACUACGGCCACCUUGACAUGCUAGAUGACGAGACCAAGGGGCUUCUAGGGACUUUUACAUAUUGCAGCUGUAAAAGUGGGAAGUCUAGGGAGCCCAUGAGGAGGUUUGUUGGAGGAAUUGUGGUUGCAUUCAUGAAAGCUCAUCUGCUUGGUGAUGAUAGUGACUUAAUGGCUGUAAUAAACGGGACCGAGACUGCACCAGUGGAUCUCACGAUUGAAUUUGAUAUCUAGUGAAACCUCUAAAAUGCAGGGUCGAUUAAUGGAUGCAGAAUAAAUUGAGUUCAGCUGUGUGGUGUCAUGCGUGUGAAGGCAGGCCAGAGCAUGACACAGGCUGGCAAUGUGGACGUCGGAGCUUGCUGUUUGUUGCACGAAGACGACUUGCAUUAGGAAAAAAGG